Suillus fuscotomentosus is the source of this 2490-nucleotide messenger RNA. RefSeq lists its product as uncharacterized. The transcript has 14 exons. Lineage: Eukaryota; Fungi; Basidiomycota; Agaricomycetes; Boletales; Suillaceae. Bases 1 to 2490 code for a protein of 829 amino acids. The record is from RefSeq and is a predicted model, not a curated record.
AUGUUAGCGAGGAUGCUUGUGAUACAUUUGUGGGGUCUGGCAAGCGAAAUCGUACUGCUGGAUAAGUUUCUUCGCUUGGAGGGCCAUGGUGACUUUGUGCACACCACAUGUUUCUGCAGGGAAGCAGACCCAAUGUAUCGGUACCAAGACUGUCAUGGUGCAGAGUUGUUGUGUCCCACAUGUGCCGUGCAUAUACACGAGAGGCAGCUGUUACACAGGAUUGAGUGCUGGAACAGUACCUCGUUUCAGAUCACCACAUUGAAGGCCUUGGGGGCCUGCUUUCAACUUGGGCAUCCCAUCGGUGCCCAAUGCAUCAAUCUGAUCCCUGCAUUCAAUGAUGACUUCGUUAUCCUUGACUGCAAUGGUAUUCACGAAGUCGGACUUGAUUUCUGUGGAUGCAAGUCUGCUCAGCUGCACAUUAUUCAGUUGUUACAUGGUCGCCUGUUUCCUGCCACAACGUCAGACCCUAAAUCGGCUGCCACCUUUCACGUGUUAGAGUAUUUUCAAAUGCUGUCAUUUGAAUCUAAAGUAUCGGCAUGGGAGUUUUACAAUACAGUUGCUCGCCUCACGGAAAACACAGGCACCCAUGUUCCCAAGGAUCGUUAUGAUAGUCUUUGUUGGAUGAUGCAUGAAUGGCGCUUUGUGAUGCAAAUGAAACACUGCGGUCAGGGUCAUCAUCCAGGAGGCAUUAACGCAACAGAGGCUGGUGCUUGUGCUGUCUUAUGCCCUGCCUGUCCCCAUCCAAACAAAAAUCUACCUGUUGGGUGGGAAAAUUCUCCACCAGAAUUCCAAUUUCUAUAUGCUAUAUUCCUUGGAAUUGACACCAACUUCCGACUGGUUUGGCAUAACGUAUCAUCAGACACCGUUGAUCCUGGAUUGAAUUAUGGGUACACAUUUUUCGUGGAGGAGACUGGGUACAAGCACUUCCUGGCUUCGUGCAAUAGGGUGGGCAAUGCUCAGGAGAAGAGCACAUGUUCUAGCCACUCCGCUGUGAACCUGGUGGAUAUGAGAGCUUCACAUGGACUUGCAGCAACAGGUGUAGGCACAAUUUCAAGUGACCGUGUUCAGUACAUAAACAUGGAUUACCUUUUUUUUUUAAGCAUGCAGUCUUCACAUGACAUUCACAUCCUCAAUAUAUCUUAUGACAUAGCCUGCCAGUGGAACAAAAACCUUUGGUCACGCAUGUCAGCAUUCCCACAUGAGUAUCACAUUGACCGCGACAACAAGCUCAUCACAUUCCUAGUUCCUAAAUUCCAUCUGCCAGCGCACAUCGCCAGUUGCCAAACGAGGUUCUCAUUUAAUUUUAUCAAAAGUGUUGGGCAGACUGAUGGUGAAGCCCCGGAGCGCAGGUGGGCAGAUAUCAACCCUAUCACUACAAGCACUCGUGAGAUGGGACCUGGAUCGACGCAAGACACUAUAGAUGAUCAUUUUAAUGACUGGAAUUGGAAGAAGGUCUGCGCCAUGGGCACCAUUCUCCUCCGUAAAUAUAAGGCUGCAAUACCUGAGGCUGAAGAAUGUGCCGGUGAUCUUAAGGAGUUCGAGGCUGCCCUUGAUGCAGAUCAAUUAGCUGGAUGGCGGAAAGAGAUCGAGAUGUGGGAGUCAGACCACUCCUUGACGAAUCUGUUUGAAGUCAAAGCAAGAACUACUGUGACCCAGGCUGCCAUGCAUCUAGCAUUAUUGAAGGCUGAGGCAGAAGAAAUUGAGUGUGGCGAACAUAUAUCCCUAGACGAUGAUAUAUCGCCAUUGGUCCUCAUAUCAUCAGGGAUGGAACUAGAGGAUCAACAACAGUAUGCCACCGAUGCCCAAAAAGUCAAGAUACUCCAACACAUCAAUAGCCUCCACCAUAGGAUUGAUACCUGUGACAUUCCCUCUGAGGACAAGGCCCAUAGAAUCAACCUCUUUCUCCCUUCAUCACUGCCCCCGACAUUCCCAUGUGACGACCACUUACUAAAGUACAAAUGGGAUUUGCGUCAAGCACAGGCAAACAAUGCUCUAAAUGACCUCCACGCUGUCAUCAAUAUGACCUACCACCUCUACAAACUAGGCAAGAAUGACGACUGGCGGCAGAUACUGAAGCUACUGGACAGGAGAAAAGAUGCGGUCCCGCUCAAACACAAUAAAGGCAAGACAGUUGGCCAACAGAAUAUUUCAUGGAUAUGGAAGGUGGCUGGGGUAUCAAACAAUCAGGAGGAAGGAUUGCAGGAUUUGUUACAUGUGGAAUGGUGCAAGGCACGGGCACAGGCUCAUUGGUGGGAGGAGGAAGUCCAGCUCCUGUAUGAGGAAAUGCGUCGUGUUCUUACCUUCUUGGAGUGGCAGGCUGGAUGGUGGGACACGCAAGGCUCGCGACGCCAAUUUGGCUCAUCUGCAUUCACAGAGGGGGCAGUUGCAUAUGCACAUCGCCAGGCAAUGCUACGCCAGAGCAUGUCUGCGUGGUUCAGGUUGUUGUGGGAAGCCAUCCCCUCGUGGACUGCUGUGCCUCUCAUGGACUAA